ACUUCGAUGGAACCUUGGUGGACGCGCGGAGGCCCCGGCACGCCGUACGUGCUUGUGUUUCUGAGCUAAGUCGUCGGAUUGCACGAAAGCGUACAUUUGCCCUUCAUUACACUGUAUAAAGUGUGGUGCAGACAUCCACAGAACAUCAUUCAGCUGUGCACUAGCUCAAUAACAAUCAAACAAAAUGUUCAAACUGUUCAUCUUCGCUUGCUUCCUGGCCUUCGCCGCGGCUAAGCCCAGCGUCCUUCUCAGCUCGUACACGGCUCCCGUCGCAUACACCGCGCCCGUCGCGGCUGCCUACACCGCUCCGCUGGCCUACUCAGCCUACACCGCACCAGUAGCAGCCUACUCCGCCUACACAUACGCCUCACCCUACGCCGCUUACUACCUCCGCCGUUAAUCGAGUUUCGCAAACGUAAUCUACCUUGGAAUAUAUCAUGAA
This is a messenger RNA of Bombyx mandarina (wild silkworm), 442 nucleotides long. RefSeq lists its product as uncharacterized. The record is from RefSeq and is a predicted model, not a curated record. Lineage: Eukaryota; Metazoa; Arthropoda; Insecta; Lepidoptera; Bombycidae.